GAAUGACAAACAAGCCCCCUAAGUAAAAUGAUCCUGGGCAAAUAAUAUCGGCCAUUGAUUGUAUGCUUUCGUGCGUGAAGUACGGCGUAAAGGGCCGUAGGUAGCACAGAGAAAUAGGAGCCACACAAAAGAUGUGUUGCUAGCGCGGUGUUGUUACAAGCUGAAGCUUGAAGCAAAGGACGGUGUACAUUGCAGUUAAAGAUGGAGGAAUGUAAAAAGAGACCAGAAUAUUGUAAAUAUUAACACAGAUUCGACAGAGACUCCGGAAAUUGGGGUCCCAUAAGAUGGUAGUGUUUUAGUAUGUUGAAAACACACUAUCAGUCCUCGGCGAGUUACAGGACGUACGGCUCGAUGCGAUUGCCGUUUCUUGGUCAGACGGUGAAGGCAGGCCAGUGCGUCUCUCCAAGAGCAAUUUUAACCAAAGACAGUGCGAGUUACAUGGUCCAUAGGAGUGUACCACCGAAUAUGGAGUCAGUCUAUGCAGAUAUGUACUCUGGGGCGACAUCUCCGGCCAGACAUAGGGCAGCUCCCGUGUCCAUGAGCUCUUCAGCGGAGUACGCUACCCGGUUCAAAUCACGGCCAACCACUACCCCCAAAGUCGUUGGUUUUGACCCGUCGACAGUGGUACCAAGGGAAAAGUCGGGGAUACGAGGCGUUAAUGGCUUCUUUCCACCCGUGAAACUACGAGGAGCUGGAUUCAGGAGCAGGGGGCAUUACGAGACGCAGAGCCAACCCGGAGGACUCGAACUUAUUCCAGUUAUGAGUCCCGAUCCGAGCGAAAUAAGACCAAAAACUGAACAAUCUCCACGACCAGAACUGAAAACGGAGGUCUCGUCAAUAAUUUUCACAGGUGGUCGAUCUCGGAGCGUUUCGUCCAAGCCACGCACCAAAAUGGACACUGUGCAGCAAAUGAAAAUGAUGCACCAUGUACAUAACCCGGAUUACAUCUCAUGUCCUCUUGAAGUGGAACAGGACGAGACUUUGGACGACCUGAGUUACCUACCUAAACCAAGGAAACAGUUAAUACCGACCAAAGAUGUGCCUUUUGUAUAUAGGUACAAAGUUAAAAAGAACAUGAAUAAGUUGAAUCACAUGAUGGCAAGUCGCGCACCCGUGUUUCCAGAACAUAUUUGGUGAGCCGAGACUGUGAUAUAAUUAUAUCAAUGUAUAUCAGUAUAUCAUCAUUGCUUCAACGCAUUAAGUGUGAAAUAUCAUUCAGUAAAUCAUUUAUUCACUGUCAUAAAAACUCAUAACACUUAUCGUUCAACGGAAUUUUAAAUCUACGGAGACGGAUGUUUUAAAAUCCCCGCCCUGAAAGGCUCGUGUGGAGAAAGGUUGGUAAAUUCCAGGAUGGUAGAAGUUCAGCUCCCUGCGCAUCUUCGUCCGGAAAUAUUCGUUUCAUUAGGAAGGAGUAUCAAGUCCUUCAGGAGCAAAUAUCACUUAUAUGCCUCAUUAACGUAAAUGAAGGCGGUCUUUUCUUGUGAUUCUGUAAUAUGUUUUAAGUCUCACAUUCUGUAACGUGUUUUAAGUCUCACUGUCUUGCUCAAACCAUGACACGAACUACGCACUGUGGACUCAUUGUCUUUAGGACGAACUUCUUGCGUAUGCAAAAAGCUUGGAUCAAAAUUAGUAUUUAGUUGCAUAUUAUUAUUAUAGGAGUAUUUCUUUCUCGUGUUGUCAUUCAACCAGCAACAUCCAAGCCCAAAGAAAUGACGCAAGGUCUAUGCUUUCCGGAGGAAAAAAGUUAUGGCUAUAACCUUUGGAGCAUAAAAAUGUGAGGGGUGCUUUAUAC
Molecule: messenger RNA, 1792 nt
Organism: Lingula anatina
Lineage: Eukaryota; Metazoa; Brachiopoda; Lingulata; Lingulida; Lingulidae
Source: RefSeq, a predicted model, not a curated record